AUGAAAUUCAAUAUCUUCUUCACUCUUAUUAUUCUCACGAUUUUCUGUCUAGUUGCCGAUGUAUAUGAAGUAAAUGCAUCGACGAUUAAACUCAAAUCUACUUUCUGGGCGCAUGCGAUUAAUGUGAGAGGAGAAAUAUAUGAUUGUGACAGUUAUAAUGAUGCAUGGGAAAAUGGUGAUCUAUAUCUUACCAGCAAUCAAUCCGAAUGUCUAGUGUUUAGCACUUCAGUGUCACUUUCCAAAUAUUGUUUUCAUUUUCAUAUUUAUAAAAAUGAUCAAUAUAUAGAAAAUAUUGACAAUAGUCAAGACACAUGUUACAAAGUUGAUGGAUCCGAAUCUAACUGGUCAUUAAGCUCAAUAGAUUGUGGAGAAAUUCCUUCAAACAUAGUAAAUUGUGAUCAAUAA
Messenger RNA from Acaulospora morrowiae, 405 nucleotides. The record is from the annotation of a GenBank genome assembly. NCBI's taxonomy places the organism in Eukaryota, Fungi, Glomeromycota, Glomeromycetes, Diversisporales, Acaulosporaceae.